AUGCCUACCAUCUCUGUUAAAAAGCAGCAAUUAUUCGACCUUUUAGGUAAGAAUUACACCAAUGACGAAUUCGAUGAAUUAUGUUUCGAAUUUGGUGUUGAAUUAGAUGAAGACACAACUGAGGAAGCUCUAAAGACUGGUGAAGAACCUGAAUUGAAAAUUGAAAUUGGUGCCAACCGUUACGAUCUAUUGUGCAUCGAAGGUAUUGCACAAUCCAUUAAUGAAUACCUGGGUAGAGCUGAAACUCCAAAAUAUAAACUAUUGAAACCAACCACUAAGUUGAUCAUCGAUAAAGAAACUGAACAAAUUAGACCAUAUGCUUCAGCUGCAAUUCUAAGAAAUAUUAAGUUUACUGAGGAAUCUUAUGCCUCUUUCAUUAAUCUUCAAGAUAAGCUACAUUCCAACUUAUGUAGAAACAGAUCUUUGGUUGCUAUGGGUACCCACGAUUUGGACACUGUAAAGGGCCCAUUCCAUUACAGAGCUCUACCACCAAAGGACAUUAAGUUCGUCCCAUUGAACCAAACAAAAGAAUUCAAUGGUGAAGAAUUGAUUGAAUUUUACAAAUCCCCAGAACAGAAGAACAACAUCGGUCGUUUCACUCACAUCAUCGAAAACUCCCCAGUUUUCCCAGUCAUCAUGGAUGACAACGAUACUGUCUGUUCCUUACCUCCAUUGAUUAACUCAGAACAUUCUAAGAUUUCUCUAGAGACCCGUAAUGUUUUUAUUGAUAUCACUGCCACCGACAAAACAAAGGCUGAAAUUGUUCUAGAUACUUUAUGUGCUAUGUUUUCCCGCUACUGUGAUGAAGAAUUUAGCAUUGAACCAGUUGAAAUUGUUUCUGAACACAAUGGUCAAUCCCGGAUGGUUCCAAAGGUUGAAGAAAGAGUCAUGGAUGUUUCUAUUCCAUACAUAAACUCUGCUCUAGGUCUUGAACAAACUCCAGAAGAAAUUGCUGCUUGUUUGAAGAAACUAUCCCUACAUGCUGUCGUUUCUCCAAAAGAUAAUAAUGUUCUAAGCGUUUCCAUCCCAAUGACCAGAUCUGAUAUCCUACAUCCAUGUGAUAUCAUGGAAGAUGCCGCCAUUGGUUACGGCUAUAACAACCUACCAAAGGGUAAACAAUUGUCCAAUGCUAACUUUGUUGCUUCCGCUCUACCAAUUAACAAAAUUUCCGACAUUUUCAGACUAGCCUCCUCCCAAGCUUCCUGGUUAGAAGUCAUGGCUUUGACCCUAUGUUCACAUGAUGAAAACUUCAAGUUUUUAAAGACUGAAGAUGACAACACAAAGGCCGUUAAAUUAGCCAAUCCAAAGACUCUAGAAUACCAAGUUGUUAGAACGACUUUGCUACCAGGUUUAUUAAAGACUGUUAAGGAAAACAGAAAACACACACUUCCAAUUAAGGUCUUUGAAAGUGGUGAUGUUGUCUUCAAGAAUGAAGCUCUUGAAAGAAAGGCUUACAACGAACGUCACUGGGGUGCUAUCUACGUUGGUAAGAACUCUGGUUUUGAAAUCAUUCAAGGCCUUUUGGGUAAGAUAAUGCAAACUUUUAGAACACAAUGGAUUGCUGAUUACGGUGCCGCAACCACUGGUAGAGGUUACUGGAUAGAACAAGACGAUUCUGUUAAAACUUAUUUCCCAGGUAGAGGUGCUAAGGUUAUGUUCAGAAGUAAAGAAGGUGAAAAGGCUCAACAAAUUGGUCAUCUCGGUGUUCUACAUCCAGAGGUCAUGAACAACUUUGAUGUCCCAUUCGCUGCUUCUUAUGUUGAAUUAAACUCUGAAGUAUUCCUAUGA
Molecule: messenger RNA, 1788 nt
Organism: Maudiozyma barnettii
Lineage: Eukaryota; Fungi; Ascomycota; Saccharomycetes; Saccharomycetales; Saccharomycetaceae
Gene: FRS1
Product: phenylalanine--tRNA ligase subunit beta
Exons: 1
Coding region: 1-1788 (595 amino acids)
Biological process (GO): phenylalanyl-tRNA aminoacylation
Cellular component (GO): phenylalanine-tRNA ligase complex; cytoplasm
Molecular function (GO): magnesium ion binding; RNA binding; ATP binding
Source: RefSeq, a predicted model, not a curated record